AUGGCGGAGGAGGAGGACCCUGCAGCGGCGGCGGCCGGGAGCGGCAGCGAGAGCGAGGAGGGGGAGGAUGGCGAGCGGCGGCACCGGCAGCUCCUGGAGGCGAUCAGCGCCUUGUCCGGACGGAAACGGCGGAAGCUGGCGGAGCGCUCGGAGGCGAGCGGGCAGGUGUCCGAGUUCAAUGUCACCUGCAAAGGUGCUGGGGAGAAGCUGGUGCUGUCGGAGCUGCUGCAGCCCAUCCAUCCCAAAUCCACACUGGGCAGCGUGAGGAAGGAGCUGGCCAGAGUGAAGCGGAAGGCGGCGGUGGAGCUGCCACUGAGUAAAGAGGAGGCCAAGAGGGUGGUGAGGGAGGCUGCCUACGUCACCACCUCGAAGGACGUGGGGAAGUGGCAGCAGGUGGUCCUGCAGAACCGGCGUGCAGAGCAGCUGGUGUUCCCCCUGCGGCAGGACAUCGCCACCGUCACCCCUCUGGAGAGGGCCACCUCGGCGUGGAAGGCCCGAACUCCACUGGAGCAGGAGAUCUUUGGGUUGCUCCACAAGACACAGCAGCCCAUCACAGACCCACUGCUGACAGCAGAGGAGGUGGCCUCACUGCAGGCCAUGAGCUUGGAGGAGGCGCGGCGCCGGCGGGCAGAGCUGCAGAAGGCCCGGGCAGUGCAGUCCUACUACGAGGCCAAGGCUCGGCGAGCGAAGCGGAUCAAGAGCAAGAAGUACCACCGCGUGCUCAAGAAGAGCCGGAGGCGCCAGGCCCUGAAAGAGUUCGAGCAGCUGCACAAAUCGGACCCUGAGGCCGCCUUGGCACGGCUGGAGGAGCUGGAGCAGCUCAGGAUGCAGGAGCGGAUGAGCCUGAAGCACCAGAACAAGGGAAAAUGGGCCCGAUCCAGAGCCAUUAUGGCUAAGUAUGACCUCGAGGCCCGCAAGGCCAUGCAGGAGCAGCUGGCCAGGAACAAGGAGCUGAUGCAGAAAGUGCAGGUGGAGCCGCCCGAGGAGGAGCCCUGUGAGCUGCCCGAGGGGGACACCACGGCCUUGCCCGUGCCCACCGGGGCCAGCGGGGCUAAUCCCUGGAUGCUGGGCAAGCCCAGUGGCCCAGCCCUGGAGCCUGAGGCACAGGAGGGUCCAACAGAUGACACAGUGCCUGGUGCUGUGGAGAACAAGGAUGAGAUGGAGGAGGAGGAGGAGGAGGAGCUGUCUGAGGAAGAGGCUCUGCUGCAAGACUUCGAGCAGAAGCGACGGGAGCGGACAGGGAACCCCAAGGGGCACAGGGAGGAGCAUGGUGCUGACGAGACUGAGGCCGGUGCUGAGCAGCCCAGGGACAGCCCAGUGCUCCCAGUCUGUGCUGAGGAUCUGGGGGCCAACCCAGUGCCCCCAGCCUGUGCUGAUGAGCUAGAGGACAGCCCAGUCUCCCCAGCCUGUGCUGAGGAUCUGGGGGACAGCUCAGUGCCCCCAGUCUGUGCUGAUGAGCUGGAGGACAGCCCAGUCUCCCCAGCCUGUGCUGAGGAUCUGGGGGACAGCUCAGUGCCCCCAGUCUGUGCUGAUGAGCUGGAGGACAGCCCAGUCUCCCCAGCCUGUGCUGAGAAUCUGGGGGACAGCCCAGUGCCCCCAGUCUGUGCUGAGGAGCUGGUGAGCCCAGGGCCAGAGCCGCCCCCUCAGGCUCAGGAGCAGCUCCUGCUCUCAGAGCAGCUGCACCGUGUGCGGACCAUGGAGGAUAUGGAGAAUCUGGCCAAGGAGGAGCUGGUGGAAGAGCAGGAGAAGCUGGUAGCCCCAAGAGCAGGGAAGCGAGCAAAGCAGCAGCAGGAAAGCAGAGCUGGGGACAGACACACCAAGAAAACACCAGCCAAGAGGAAGAUGAUCAGCCUGGAGGCUUUGCUGGAUGGCAAGCCCCACGAGAUGGACUGCCCCAGCCUGCCUGUGGUCCUGGAGGAGGAGGAGGGUGGCGUGGAGCAGCGCGGGAUGAUCACGGAGGCCUUUGCUGGGGAUGACGUGGUCGCCGAUUUCCGCCGGGAGAAGCGCAAGGCGGAGGAGGCGGCGAAGCCACAGCCGGUGAACCUGGUGCUGCCGGGCUGGGGCGAGUGGGGCGGCACGGGGCUGAAACCCAGCACCAGGAAGGUCAAGAGGUUCCUGAUCAAGCCUCCGCCGGCGCCUCCGCGGAAGGACCGGCACCUGCCCCACGUCAUCCUGAGCGAGAAUCGCAACAUCCACGCAGCAGCACAUCAGGUCAGCGAGCUGCCCUUCCCCUUCGAGCGGCACCAGCAGUUCGAGCAGAGCUUGCGGACGCCCGUGGGCCCCACGUGGAACACUCAGCGCGCCUUCCAGAAGCUCACAGCCCCUCGAGUCAUCACCCGCGCCGGCCACAUCAUCCAGCCCAUCUCGGCCGAGGACGUCCCCGACACAGCCCCUGGCAGCGGGGCCAGGCUCGGGGGGGAGGCCAUGCCCGAGAGGAAGGCUGAGCCUGGGAGGAAGGCUGUGCUCAGGGGAAAGGCUGUGCCCAAGGGGAAGGCUGUGCCCAAGGGGAAAGCUGUGGGGGGAAAGGCUGUGCCCAAGGGGAAGGCUGUGUCCAAGGGGAAAGCUGUGGGGGGAAAGGCUGUGCCCAAGGGGAAAGCUGCAGGGGGAAAGGCUGUUCCUGGGGAGAAGGCACAGCCCCAGCGCCACAGAGCGAGGUAG
Molecule: messenger RNA, 2658 nt
Organism: Sturnus vulgaris (Common starling)
Lineage: Eukaryota; Metazoa; Chordata; Aves; Passeriformes; Sturnidae
Gene: UTP14A
Product: UTP14A small subunit processome component
Biological process (GO): rRNA processing
Cellular component (GO): nucleolus; small-subunit processome
Source: RefSeq, a predicted model, not a curated record